AUGAAAAGGGCAUUCGUCCAGAGAAGUAAACUGAUCAUAACUGUACUUCCCACACAGCUUCUACAAGCUACUACCUUGACCAAGCCCACAUCCUUCACCAUUCAAACAGAUCAUCACUACUCUCCAAAUCUUCACUCCACAGUUGCCACGUCGAUCCCAAUUAGGAAGAGUACGGGUACUGCCGCUGCAGGACUGGCUCAACCCCCUCCAUCAUUCAACUGGGCAGACACGUCCACUAUAGAUUUCGGUUUCAGUUCCCCUUCCUCGCUCGCCUCUGUCACUCUCGUUCCUGUCACAGCAGCCACGAAGGUCAAAGACACGACUUGCCCACAGUGCUGGAGUAUGAAGAAACAGUAUCAGGAACACGGCCGCAAGAGAGAUGACGCGAAAGAAGCCAAAGUCGAGAAGAUGAAAAAACAGCUCGACGACCAGACAUUGAUGAGCCAAAACGUUCUUGAUGGACAGAGAGAUAGCCUUAACGCUGUAAUCAAAGCUAAGACCGACGCACUCGCGGACUUGCAGAAGGGGCUCGACGAAGCUGAGGUAAAAGUCAACCAAUUGGCGAGUGAGACUGAAGAGGUAGAAGCAGAUCAUGAAGAGGACGUCAGUGACACCAUUGUAGCCUGUGAGCAGGAUGAGAUUAAGUACAAAGAUGAGACUUCAACACUGAAGUGUCAGCUGGAAAACACCCCGACCACCAAUGACAAUCUAUUUGUACAGCAGGUCGAAGCUGGUAUGAAUGUCCUAGAGUCCAUGUUACCACAGUACAAGAAAGAGGCCUCCACGUUCAUUCCUAAUUUAGUUCAAGAGCUGCGCAACAUGAAGAGAUGUCAGAAUUAUGCCAAGCGGACCACCAAAGAUGUAAUUGGAGUGCUUCAUUGGCUUAGUAACGCUGUCGAAGCGGAAAUCUGUAUCGAGGCCUCUGCUCAAAUCCUCCUAGACCUCAGCAAUGACCGACAGUUGUUGAAGAGAGAGCACGCUGGGCUUUUGAGACAAGUCACCGAUGCUGUGACUGUUGCAGACUUGGAAUGUUCCCAGGACCAGGUCAUUCCCAAUCUCGUCCGUAUGGCGGCUGAUCUCAAUGGUCGACCCAGGAAGGCCGAAAUUGUUUCGAACAAGAUGGUAAAUGACCAUGCGGAGGAAGUUCGGAGCUUGAAAGGUCAAGUGGAUGAUGAGAAGAAGACUGCAUCAGACAACGGAAGUGAGGCUCUUUGACUCAAGGAAGAGAUCAAGAGUUUUAAGGAGAAGGCAGAAAAGAGAGAAGUAGCCAUCGCAAAGCUCAACGAUAAGAUUGAACCGAUGGGCAAAGAGUUGAAGGAGGAGAGGGAGAAGGUUAGACAACUCGAGUCUCAGAGUACCGGCCUUGAGCGAGUUGCAAAGCUCGAGGGAUUAUCAAGGGCUUCACGGAUGCCGCUGAUAAGCAUAACGGAUAAUUUUCGAAGCUCAACGAAAC
Cadophora gregata is the source of this 1453-nucleotide messenger RNA. RefSeq lists its product as uncharacterized. The record is from RefSeq and is a predicted model, not a curated record. The transcript is spliced from 2 exons. Bases 1 to 1215 code for a protein of 404 amino acids. Lineage: Eukaryota; Fungi; Ascomycota; Leotiomycetes; Helotiales; Ploettnerulaceae.